AUGAUACCAGACGAAGCAAUUAAGCGACUUCGUUCCCUUGAACACCUGGACGAAUCACCCUUCCUGCAACGCAAGAGCUUCCGUUCUGCAGCCGGGGGUGCUUGCUCUCGCCGGAGGAUAACUGGCUCCAAUAACGAUCCCGCCAACAGCAAGAAGCGGCCCGCCGCCACCAUCACCGCCGCCAACACCGCCGGCCCAGAAACGGUAGAAAUCGGGCUGGGUCGACGCCCUCGAGAACUUCCGUGGCUGGUGACGCCCGCUCCGUCAGCGAACCAAGCUAUUACCACCUCCAACGUCGCUGCUGCCGCCGGUGGUGACGGCGGUAGUGGUGGCGGCGCAAGAAGGGGCUCGUCGCGGAGCAGGUCGACAGAGUCGACGGCAGGAAGCGGCUGCGGCGGACAGCAGAAACGGCAGCAACCGCGGGGGAGAGGGAGUCACGCCGAGCUUCCGGGGUCCGGAGGAUGUUCAGAGCCCGGAGAUGCCUACUUGUCACCGUCAGGCAGGGGCUGGGACAAGAGUGCCAAAGGGCAAAACCAAAAGCGAGGGCAGAAAGAAGAACAAGACGACUCCGCGACAGAGGCAGCGGCGGCAAGGGCGUCAGACACCGAGUGGGCACGACGACAGCGGUGCCAAGCGUUGGCUCUGGCGUGCGCCGGUAGCAUGGAUCUGCCGGUGGGGGCAUCCUCCUCGGCAGAUUCGGGCGGCGGCGGUGGAGCAGGAGAAGGGACAGCCCUGGCUCUGCCUUUCGGACUUGGCCCGGGUUCGAUCGGAGAAGAUUCACCCUUCUCCGGGGGGCGCGGGGCUGGCGGUGGUGCGAACGGCCGGGGUGGGUUGCGUCGGGGGCAAGGAAUGGUAGUGGUGUUUGCCGACAGAUUAUCAGCUGUUCUUGAAUCCAACUCGGCUGUUCCGCUGGAGGAGCUACAGGCUGAGUUGCUGGAGCUUCGACCCUUCCGCUUCGGUAUCCCGUCCUCCUCCUCCUCCUCCUCAUCAUCAUCUUCGGCUUCUUCGACGUCGUCAUCUUCCUCCGCCCUUUCCGACCUAGAAGACGGUGACGGUCGCGGUGACGGCGGCACGGGUAGCGGGAGCGACGGAACAGGGGUUGACAGCACUGGUGACAUCCGCCAACGAGCAUCAAAACCAGCGGGCGGCAACCCCGCUGCCGAAAAUGGGGCGGCAAGCCGGGCAGGACGAAGCCAGAAGAAGAUGACGGGGCGCGGCGAGGAGGAGGUCUCCGUCUCGGCGCAGCGCGGGGGGGGUCCUACAAACUCGCCGGCGGCAAGGUCGUCGGCGCGAGCGGGGGCUCCGCAGCCCGCCAGCGGGAGCCGUGUCGAUCUCUCUUCCGCGGGCCGCCGCCGCCACCCUGUCGGCAGAGAGAAGCCCCGAUCGAACCCGACCACAGCGGACAAGAACAACGGCUGGGUUCGGAGCAGGUCGUUCUCUAGGGGAGGGGGGCGCCGGGGGCGCUCGGGUACGCCGACGACACCGCGCACGGCGGUAGGGUGUUGGGCGCCGCCGCCAACCCGCUGGGGCGGGACCCCAAUAAGAUCGCCGCUGUUUUGGGGGGGGGGGGGAGAGGGUAGCACCGCCGCUCACAUGGGCGGGGGCAAAGAAGGCGACGGGUGCGCUGACACAGGUUAUGAUCGUCGAAGCAGAGGGUUUCCCCUUGAUUUCCACAACGGGGGUGAGCUGGAGCGGGGGGGGAAGGAAGAGGGCAUGAACGCCGGGGGCCGGGGCUUCGAAUUCAAGGACGCUGAGUUUUUCAGGACUGCCAACGGUCGGUCGCUGUUUGCGGAAAGCCUGAGCGGAACCGGGGGCAAAGCCGAGCGUGUUUGCCACGCGAUUCAGUGGGGAGAGGACGGUGACAGCGACGACCAAGGUCGCCAUCGCCGCCGCGGGUUCUUGUGCCUGCUGGGGGAGGAGGGGCGCCGUGCUUCGGAGAGGGGCAGCCCCGACGGCAGGCGGCUGGGCGUUGCGGCGCGCCGCAGGAGGGCGAGGAUCGACGCCAGGAGCAGGGAUGGCAAGCGGCGGGCGGAGAUGAUGUUCGCCAGGGAGAAGAUAAAGCGGCUUGAAGAAGAGUGUAUCUCGCGGAGGACCGACAAGCUGGAAGGGCGAGCCAACCUCGCCAAGAGCCGAGGAGAGGCCUCCGCGGCGGAAGAUCGAGAGAGGACGCUCCUAUGGGUUGUGGCUCUUGUAUCCACGGCGGUUGACAUGAAGCGGUUGCUAGAGAGGACCAAGAAGCGCCGGGCGGCACACAGGGAUUACUUGUUGCUUGUCUCGUCCGCGCUUCGCGUUCAGCGGGCCUGGCGUGAGUAUCGUCGACCGCCACCCGUGGUCGACACCGACGGAGAUGCGCGGUUGAUGCAGGGGUUCAUCAGGUCCAUUAUGCGCAUCUCAACCAAGUACAUUGUUCGCAAGAGGGCGCGGGUGCUGGCGCUGCUGAAGCUGUGGCCCGAAGGAGAGGCGGCGAUCAAGCUCGAGCUGCGCACAGGGAAGAGAAUAAGGGGUGAAGGUAGCUGGAGGGCGACUUGUCUCCGAAGGGGCUCACGGACGGAAUCCACCGCAACCAUCGUCCCCCACGGAUCGGUGUGCGGGGGCGGCGGUGGCGGCGGAGGUGCCGUUACCGGCACACAUAGCAGCUGCGGCGGCGGCGGCGGCGGCGGCGGCGGCGGCGGCGGCCCCGCAGCGGCUGCGGCGGCGGCGGCGAACGUGCUACCGGCCCCGUGGUUUCCCCGCCUGGUGAAACAGAUGGAGAUCCGCAAGAACGAGACGGCUCAGAACCUCAUGAGAGGCCAAGAAAAGGUUAAGGGCGUCGCAGAUGCAUCCCCACCCGGCGGAAGAGCACCGGGCCGCAGCGGGACACCCCUUGUGUGCUUUCAGAGACUCUUCUACGACCCAUUUACCGUCACACACCGCCAGACCACCGAGGCGGCCUGGAUCUCAAACAACCCGAUCGGCCAAGCGUACCAGCACGGCAACCACCAGCAACACCUCCGCCAGCAGCAACAGCUUCACCACCACGCAGGCCAUUCGGACGAAGGGGGAAGACUCGCAGGAAGCGACUCCGACAGCAUCGGAGGAGGCUCCGUUGCGUCUAUCAGGACGGACGCAACGGACUCCACCGCAGGGGCGGCGGCGGCCGCGGCAGCAAGGAAGACUUUCGACGACCCGGCCGACUCCACCGGCAGAAACACGCACCGGACGCAACACGAACAGUCGCGACGGAAGAACUCCCAUUCGGCCGAACACAGCGACGACAACGACACCCAGGAGGGGUCACUGUCGAGCAGCGUCGGCAGCCUCGGGGACGCCGGCACGAAGAAGAAAAAACGGCGAAGCCGUGGGUCGGGCGGGCACGGAGAUGGAGGGCGGGGAGGGCAAAGGACGAGUAGAAAUAACGACGCCAAGAACGGGCUGGGUGCCAUAUUCGACGACGAUGAUGAUGGCGGCGGCGGGGAGGGAAAAACCCGUGCAACCGGCGGCCCUCAGCUCUCCAGGACUACACCUGCGGCUUCCUGCUCAGGACAAGGAACGCGCGUGUUCUCGGCCACCGGUGGCAUGCACCACCGGCAACCGAGAAACAAGAACACGGUGGCGGCGCGCGACAUGACGUCGUUGCAGCUGCUCGGCGGGGGCGGCUGGCCGGCACGGUUAGCUGAGAUGGACAGAGAAAUCGACGCGGCCCCCCUUGUGCCGCUACCGGUGAAACUGUCGACAAUCGAGUCCUUCAUAAGGACGGAGAUCUUGAGGAGAGCGAAGCUAACUAGCCGGGACCGAGCAUCGCGGAGAUCGCCCCCAGAACAGGCCACCGUUGCGACGGCGAAGGCGCUGCUGCACGGGUCGAUAGAGGAUUUCUUGAACCAGGCGGAGGCCACGCUCUGCAGCAAGAACAUCGACAUGCUUCAGCUCUACUCCGGCGAGGCGCGGUCGCGGUUUAUGGCCGAGGUCGACAAGCGGGUUCGCGGCUACAUGGAGAAGGGCAACCGCCGGUCACCGGCCGCCCUGCAUUCUCAUGCUAAUAGCGUUACGUAUGAGCUGCAGAUUCCUCCGGGACAUUGUCUUUGA
Ectocarpus siliculosus is the source of this 4062-nucleotide messenger RNA. The record is from the annotation of a GenBank genome assembly. NCBI's taxonomy places the organism in Eukaryota, Phaeophyceae, Ectocarpales, Ectocarpaceae.